AUGUUUUCCCUGAACUUCAAAGUUGAAUCCUGCCAUCCAUCGACGAAAAUCAGUUCUUCAAGGAUUACCAGUGGAUCUGGAUCUGGAUCAAGUUCAACUUCAGGACCUUCGAAUUUACAAGAUCAGGGCACCUGCACACCUUUAAAACCCACUGUUUUGGACGUGGAUGAUUAUGAAUACAAGGUGCAUAGUUUAGUGACUGAUGAAGAUACGGCUACAGCGACUUGUGAAUUGAAAAAGGUGAGAUUUGGGAAUUUUCGGCUCCAGGAGCUCGAAAUUCCUAUUUUUCUUCGAAUUUAUAUCAAAAAUCUGAUUUUUCAUGAAAUUCCAGCCAAAUCCACGGUUCAAAGCCGAAAUUUCAUGAAAAAUCCAUAAUUCAAACUUCUGGAACUUGAAUUUCAGACAAAAAAUCUCAAAAAUCUCCCAUUCCACUUCCAGGAAAUCGAAGAUCAAGUGGUUCAAGUUAUCAUAAAUGAGAUUUUUGGGAGUGAAGGAACAAGCACAAAAGCCACCGCGAUUUUUAAUUGCGUAAAUGGAAAAUGGAAUUGGAAAGGGCAGAUUCUGGAUGUUGAGAAAGUUUCGUGUUUGGUUGGAACAAGUUUGGAUGAACAGAGUUGA
Molecule: messenger RNA, 618 nt
Organism: Caenorhabditis angaria
Lineage: Eukaryota; Metazoa; Nematoda; Chromadorea; Rhabditida; Rhabditidae
Source: the annotation of a GenBank genome assembly